Chara braunii is the source of this 6306-nucleotide messenger RNA. NCBI's taxonomy places the organism in Eukaryota, Viridiplantae, Streptophyta, Charophyceae, Charales, Characeae. The record is from the annotation of a GenBank genome assembly.
GCAGGUAUGGGUUGGAGUAUAGGUGGAGUAUAGGGGUGAUAUAGGGGAUAUUGGGGGAGUUAAUAAGGACGUUGGGGGUGGUUCGGGAGUGUUAGGUUGGUGUAUGUGGAUUGUUGAGGCCGAGAACAUCGGCAAUAGAAAUCCUCGCUUUGCAAACACUCGAGAGCGGGCUUGGGAGCGUGAGCGUGUAAAGAACCAAGAGGCUGGGAAGGGUGAUGACAGUAGUGAAGCUGGUGUUGGGGAUGAUGUUGGGGGAAUAAACAGUGGAAGCGACACCGAGCUCCCUGAUGGGAGUGCCAUGGUUCAUAAUGGUGCAAAAGACGUGCGGGAUGUCGUUACGCCAUUAUGGAGAGUGAGCUAUGAUGAGCAGAUCAGAACGAAAGAGGCCUCAGUGGUCGAUGCUUUAAAAAAAAUUGUACGGAAGUCUCGGAAAUGUUGCCAGAGGGGCCAAUUACUGCCUGACUGGAUCUACUCUUCCCGGGAUCGAGGGGGCCUUCCUUGUGAUUUUCUGGGUGUGGCACGCUCACCAGUUGUUGAUGGGUAUCGAAACAAGUGCGAGUUUGCCAUUGGGUAUUCCGCUGACAACAAGCCAACGGAGCGGCGGGGACGUCAGGGUGCAGCGACAUCGAGGGGACGCUACAUCGACGGUGCGGCACGGUCAGACGAGAUCGAAGAUCGAGGCCACGACUUGUUGGAUCCUGGUGGGGGGGCGAUGACGGGGGGUGCAGGGAGCAGCGGUGCGGGGGGGUCUGGGGGUGCCCAAUUCAACCCGCUGUCCGAGAAGGAGAUGGCGAAGUUGAGGCGAGGGAACAUUGUUUGGAAAUACGUCACUGCGGGCCAGUACGUCGGGGACCAGCCCAAGAUGCACGGGGAUCGAAAGUUGCGUUGCAACUUAUGCGGCCAACUGUGUCAGGGGGGGUCGUUGAAGGCCGCCAGUCAUUUUACGCAGUCGAAGUUCUGCAAGGCUGGGGGGAUGAGAGUUCUUGCGGAACUUUGGAACGGCACGGACUACACAUUUGUGCCGUCCACUGCUCAGCGACUGCAGAGGUGGAUGGCAGACGAGGGCAUACGGGACACGAGAGCGCCCGCGGGUGGCCAGAGACAGCGGAUGGCCGACCGGAUGGACGACGCAGAGAGGGACGGCAUUCUGGAUGCCCUCGAUGAGGAGGGCCGUGAGGGUGGGGCCAGGGAGGGGGCGGUUGCAGACGAGUUAGACGAGGCAGUCGGACAACCUAACCUGCCAGGGGAGGAGGUGGUGAUGACAUCGAGAGGCGUCGGUGGAGCGGGUCCUGCUACUAGGGCGCCGCGAGUUGAGGUGGAGCGCGCGAGGAAGGAGAAGAGGACAGUGGGGCAGGCUGGCGUCGAGGUGCCAGACACGGGCAGGGAGAAGAGGGUUUGGCAGACCACGAUUGAGGAGAUGUAUGCCAGGGAGAAGUUGGCCGAGUUCACAGACGCGUGGCUUCAGUGGAUCUAUGUGAAGAAGUUGCCAUUCAACGCCUUCCGUGGUCCCGAGUUCCAGAGGGUGCGGGUUACAGCGGGCGCCGGUAUCCCUUCGCAGAGAGCGAAGGUGGCGACGAUGGUGAGCGAGGUACGCGCCACUUUUCGGCACAGCGGUGCCACUAUCCUUUCUGACGGGAGGAAGUCGCGCAGCGGCAAGCCGCUCGUGAACUUCCUCGCCGGGGGCGCCAAUGGCGCCCUGCUGUACGCCACCCUCGCACGUGACGGGUCGGUCCGAGACACAGCGGACGUCGUGUACCGUAGGUGGCGGGCCAUCAUCUUGUCCUUUCCUGCAAAGGAUGUGAUCGGCUUCUGCACUGACUCCGCCAGUAACUAUACGGCGGCAGCGCGCAGGUUCGCCACAGACCCCGAGCCUGAGAUCAGGAGGAUCACUUGGCUCCCCUGCUCCACCCAUGUCUGCAACUUGAUGUUGUCAGACAUCGGGACGCGAGUGGUGUGGGUCAAGGAGACCAUCAUCCGCGCUCGAGCGCUUGUGCGAUUUAUUAAAUCGCACGGCGCUGCUCACACCCUGUUUAGGAAGGUGAGCCCUCGCGUUCAGCUCGUCGAGCCCGUUGAGAUACGGUUUGCAUCGGUUUUCCUGAUGCUGACGUGUCUCAAAGGCCGACGAGACGCGUUGGAGAGCAUGUUGCACGGGGAUGCUUGGGCACGCAUCUCGUGGGAUCGCGCCCACGUAUCUCAGGCGCAGUGGGUGCAGCAGCAGAUCCGGGACGGGGAGUUUUGGCAGCGUGUCCAUUAUGCCAUCCUAGUCAUGUCGCCCGUCCACCAGCUGUUGCGCAGGAUGGAUAGAGGUGGGAUGAUGAUGUCCGUCGUUUACGAGUGGAGUCAGCAUCUGCUGCAGUUGAUGAGGAGGGUGGACGUGCCGGAGGACAUGAUCGAGCCGUGCGUGCGUGAGGUUGCCAUCCGCAACCUCCACAUGCUAGAUCCUGCACAUGCCGCGGCCCACCUCCUCAACCCUCGUCGACGGUCCCUCACGUAUUACCAUUCGCUGGAGACGACCGCCGAUGACCGCCGUGUGGUCGAGGAGUGCGACAGAUCUCUCCUGGCGCAGACCGGCGGCGAUCUGGUCGGCUUAUUGUACAGGACCGUGAGGGACCAGAUGAGGGCGUUCCACUCGAGGCGAGGGGAUUGGGGAGAUCGUGACCUCUCCGAUGUCGAGGCGGCCGAUUGCAGGGGGGAUAGUGAGACCGAGCGAUGUGCAGCGUGGUGGUUCGAGCAUGGACGUGCCCACCCGGAGUUGCGCACCAUCACCAUCCGUGUCAUGCACUUGUGGACGUCUGCCUCUCCAGCGGAGAGGAACUGGGCGGAGCACGAGCGCGUCAGCACGGCGAGGCGCUGCAAGCUUGGGUUCGCCAAGCUUGCACAACUGGUUGAGAUUGUCACCAAUCUCAAACUGGCCUCGUGCGCACGCCAGGGUGGUGGCUACGUGUUGCCAUGGGUUAUGGGGACCGGUCGGGGGGGGACGGCGGCAGAGGAGGAGGAUGAGGAGGGAGAUGUGGAGCCCGAGCGACAGAUUGUCGCUUUCCGUGACAGCCGACCGUCCAGAGCCCGUUCGGUUCGGGACGUGUUCGGCAGCAGAGCGACAGAGCUGCGACCGUGGCCGGAGGGUGGGGAUGAUGUGGACGCUGCUGAGGCAGACGACGACAUCUACGACGACUGGACUGACGAUGAUGACACGCCGCUGAGUCGCAACCCGACGGCUGAGCGACUGGCAGCAGCAGAUCCGGCGGUGGUCGUGCAGGACGUUCACAUGCGGAGGUUCGCAUGGACGACUCGGGGGAGCAGCAGCCACGGGGAGGUCUUCGGCACACAGGCAGACGUUGGGAGGUUAGGAGCGACAGCGAGGCCGAGGGGGAGGCCGAGGAUGAGGAGGUGCCCCUUCGCGAUCGUCGCUUCUCUCCCUCCCAUCAUCCAAUCUCUGCACAGCCCGAGGGGGAGCCACUUAGGCGUUCGGAGAGGUUGGCGUCGGCAGCAGGCAGAGACCGGACACAUGACGGCGAGGAUCGUGGGGGGGGAGAGGACUCCUUCCGACGCUAGUAUUCGGCCCCGUUCGCCGUCGGUGCUCCGCACACAGGACUUCGAGGACAUAGGGCUUGGUGGGAUCUUGGGAGAUUUGAGUGUCGAGGGACGUCGACGUGCCUCACCUCAGGAUGUGCGCACAGACGCGGACGUUGAGCGGGGCCCUGUUGAGACUGAGGAGGAGAGAGAUGCCCGUUUGGACCGAGAGGAGGAGGAGCGGCUGAGGAGUUUGCCACAGUGGGAGGGUCGGUUCACGGGGAGUUUGAGUAUGAGGGGCAGGAUGCCGGCGCGGGUGGUGGGUCAAAUGGUGGACGACGCAACGACGAGGAGACCGCGGGUGGACCUGAGGGGCACGAUGUUGUCAUGGGCGGCGGGUCCCGUAGUGGGGGCCGUGGCGACAGCGAGACCGCGGGUGAUGAGGGACAGGGUGCCGCAGUGUGCGGCAGAGGAGAGGGUGGACACGGUGGAGAUGGGGACACCGCGGGUGUCGGUGGAGACGAUGGACCGGACGGCGACGAUGACGACGACCACCGGCGUUAGAGGGAGGGAGUCCGGUGCGGGUGAGGUGGGGUCUGGCAGACGCAGCGACGACGGCAGAGAUAGUGCAGGAUCGAUGCCUCCACCGCCCGCACGGACUCCGGAGGCCAGGGUCGACACCGCGAACCGGACGGUGGCACCCGGAGUUGCGCACAGUGGCGGUUCCCCGCCGCUAGUCCGAGGAGGUGUGGGUGGCGGAUGGUCAGCUGUUCGUCGGGUCGGGGACGGGUUGCGGGCGGAUUACGACGCCGGGAGGGGCGUCUUCACGGGACGUACGCCUGUUCAGACGCAGGCUGCGGAGGGUGGGUCCGGACGUCCGAGCCUGCAGAUGGCAGGCCGCAUGCUUGGUUUGUCACGAGCGGAGACGAGGAGGACAUUGGUCCUCGAGGCCGCAGGGACAUCCACGGACAGGUUGCGGGGAGAGCAGUUCACAUCGGGCGAGGAGGGGUUGUCGAUGCUGAAACAUAAGAAAGGCUGUUAUAAUCGUGUUGUCGAUGCUUUGUUGCGUCACCCUGAGUUUUUGACUUGCCUUGUGAGUUUGUAUGGCCUCCAAAGGAAACUGAAGGAGGACCUGGUCGAACACACUGCCAAGGAUCCGGACCUUAGUCCCAUCCUUGAGCAGCUCAAGGCUGACCCUAGCAGUCAGCCUGAUUUUCAUGAGUGCGACGGUCUUGUAUUCCUCCGGUAUGGGAAGUUUGAUCGUUUGUGUGUACCCAACCAUGCGCCCCUCCGGACUCAAUUCUUGGAUUUGGCACAUGGUCGGAGUGGACAUUUCGACUUUGAGAAGACUUAUGGAAGUCUUCUGCAGCAGUUUGAUUGGCCGGGAAUGAAAGGAUCUGCUAAGAAAUUUAUUGUUGAAUGUCAAGUUUGUCAAAGGACCAAGGUUCAUAGGCAUAAGCCUUAUGGCUUGUUCAAACCCCUCCCCAUUCCUGAUGGACCCGGUGAGUCGAUUUCCAUCGACUUCACGGACAUGGGAAAGGUGAGUGAGGCAGCGAAUUCACAAGUCAUGGUCAUCGUGGAGCGUUUUUCCAAAUUUCUGAAUUUGAUUCCUUUCCCUCCCCAUGCCCCAACUGAGCUUGUCAUUGAAGAAUUUCAUCAGCAGUACAUUCUGCAGUUUGGCCAACUGAAAACUAUUGUGAGUGAUCGAGACACCAGAUUCAUUAGUAAAGAUUGGAAGGACUUCACUUCGCAGAUCUACGACAUUAAACUCAACAAGACUUCUGGUAGACACCCCGAAGCCAAUGGAUUGGCUGAGGAAAUCAACCAGAUUGUCAUCCAACUACUGCGCACGUUAAUUUUUCCAGAUCAAAACACGUGGGACAAGGAGUUACACAAAGUGAAAGGGUUGUAUAACAACUCCAUUCACUCUGCAACUGGCGUAACACCGAAUCAACUGCAAUAUGGUUGGCAGAUGCGCAAUCCUCUCUCCUAUUUGUUCCCCGAACGGUCCCCUGGUCUGACGCCCGGCAUGCCUGGCUACAAUGCCAAGUACGCACGCCUGCUCAAAGCUGCUAUCGCAGCAAUGAACAAGCGUCAGCAUGCCAUGAUCAAACAUGCUAACAAGUCGCGCAAAGAAGCGAACUUCAAAGUGGGGGAUUAUGUCUGGGUCAAAAUGUCUGAGUUUUCUGAUGAAGAGGGCGUAUCACGAAAGCUUCUUCCAUUGUACUAUGGCCCUUGGCAGGCUCUGAAGGUGAUUGGGGAUGAAUUUGGUCCUUCGUAUGUGAUUGACGUGCCUCCUCAUCUGCGCACAUAUCCGGUCUUUCAUGCAUCCAAACUGUUUCCACACAUCGAUGAUGAAACUUUUCCCUUCCGAGAUCCUAUGAUACCUCGUCCUAUCAACGGCGGCCAUGAGAUAGACAGAAUCGUUUCCCAUCAAGGCAGAGGGAGGAACAGACAGUAUAAGGUUCACUUGCUCUAUCACCCGUUGAACGAGUUUUGCUGGAUCGACCGGAAAGAGCUGCUAAAGAAUGCUCCACGUGUUGUGAACGCUUAUGAACGACAGAUCGCUGAUGGACAGAUUGCUAAGUUUUCUGCAAAACUCACUCCCUAUGGUCUUACUAAAUCCCUCUUUUUGAUCUACGCCUACGAUGCAUUUUGUGCCGACUCUGAAUGAGUUACUCGCUCGAGGGGACCUCGCGCUUGAGAGGGGGGUAGUGUAAUGACCCGCCAAAAACACAGACUGAGAACACUGCUGAUUUCUGGGAUUUGCCACUGGAAUGAAUGCCUUGCUGUGAU